AUGCAACCUCUCAUCGCCCUGACAGCCCUAAUAAGCCUCGCAACAUCCUCCCAAAUCCCUCUCAACGGCCAUCUCCCUAUAAUGCCAUCCUCCGACUCCCCCUCAGUCCAACCCUCCGUCGCCCUCAGCGACAUCCUAGGUUCCAACCGCGGCCUCACGUCCUUCUCCUCCUUUGCGCGCAUGCAGCCCUCCACCGACACGCGCCUCUCCGAUCUGUCCACCAACACCACCGUGCUUGCGCCGCUGAAUUCAGCUGUUGAUGCGCUUCCUCGCAAGCCGUGGGAGCAACCUGCUGAUUAUGAUGCGUUUGGCGCGGAUGCGUACGAGGGUGAUGGUGGACAGGAUCGUGCAAAGGAGAAUAUGAGGCGCUUUGUAGAGGCGCAUCUCGUGCCGGCUAGUCCGUGGGAGAAGGAGGAGAAGAUCAAGACGUUGGGCGGUAAGGAGGUUUGGUGGGUCGUCAAGGAUGGGAACAAGGUUAUCAUGCCUGAUGAGGUCGAGGUUGAGCGUGUGGCCAGCCAAGUCGGUAACGGAGAGCUUUGGAUUCUUAAAGGAGUUUUGAACUACGCCUAG
Messenger RNA from Fusarium pseudograminearum CS3096, 570 nucleotides. RefSeq lists its product as uncharacterized. The record is from RefSeq and is a predicted model, not a curated record. Lineage: Eukaryota; Fungi; Ascomycota; Sordariomycetes; Hypocreales; Nectriaceae. The transcript has 2 exons. The coding region runs from base 1 to 570 and encodes 189 amino acids.